AUGUCUCUUCUUGUUUACUCUUCUAUUUUGGGGUUUCUCUCCAUACUCUCAAGUGCUAAAGGUUCUGAUGAGGGAUGGAUUACUGGCGCUCAUGCCACUUUCUAUGGAGGCAGUGAUGCUUCUGGCACAAUGGGUGGGGCUUGUGGGUAUGGCAACCUAUAUAGCCAGGGGUAUGGAACAAACACAACGGCAUUGAGCACAGCACUGUUUAACAAUGGGUUAACCUGCGGGGCUUGUUUCGAAAUUAUGUGCGUGAAUGACCCACAGUGGUGCUUGUCUGGCUCUAUUGUGGUCACUGCCACCAAUUUCUGCCCUCCAAACUAUGCCCUCCCGAAUAAUAACGGCGGGUGGUGUAACCCUCCCCUACAACAUUUCGACAUGUCUCAGCCUGCUUUCACACAGAUUGCUCAAUACGUAGCUGGGAUUAUCCCCGUUUCUUAUAGAAGAGUACCCUGCAUUAAACAGGGCGGAAUUAGAUUCACAAUCAACGGCAAUCCUUACUUCAACUUGGUCCUAAUCACAAACGUGGCGGGUGCUGGCGAUGUUUGCGCUGUUUCAAUCCAAGCAUCAAACACCGGGUGGCAAACGAUGUCCAGAAACUGGGGCCAGAACUGGGAGACCGACAAUUUCAUUGUCGGACAGAGCCUCUCUUUCAUCGUCACCACCAGCGAUGGGCGUUGCGUGGUUUCUUACAAUGUCGCCCCUUCCAAUUGGGCCUAUGGCCAAACCUUCAGUGGCGGCCAGUUCCAGUAGAACACUUUAUGCAUCGAUAUUGUACUUUCCUGUUAGCUGGAGGGGUAUAGCCUAAAACACUUCGGUGAGUCGUCGAUCCUGCUACAUGGAAUUAAGUGUUUUUUUUUUUUUUUUUUGCCUCUAUGGAAUUUUGUAGGAAGAAGUUUGGCAGUGAUGGGGUUGGAGUACAAUCCGCCGCUUCGUAGUACCCUGGAGUGUGGACUAUCGUUUUUUCAAUUGUAAAUUUGAGUUUCUCUCUAAUUCUGGGAUGGGUGUUAGUUUUGGUUAGGUUUGAAUGAAAUAAGCCUUUUUCGGAUGAGUGUGCAUGUGCUUUCUUUGUGGUGUCUGAGGACCUGCGGAACUUUGUUUGUAUAAACUUCCGGAGAUACGUCUGAAUAAAAUGUGUGUUUUGUUUUUCACUCUUAA
Molecule: messenger RNA, 1158 nt
Organism: Rhododendron vialii
Lineage: Eukaryota; Viridiplantae; Streptophyta; Magnoliopsida; Ericales; Ericaceae
Product: expansin-A10-like
Exons: 3
Coding region: 1-753 (250 amino acids)
Biological process (GO): plant-type cell wall organization
Cellular component (GO): extracellular region
Source: RefSeq, a predicted model, not a curated record